AUGGUCACACUUUUAUCAAUAUCGACUGAGACGAUCGAAAUCAUUCUCGAUUAUCUGGAUACACCGGAUCUGGUUACCGUAUCCCUCACGUGCAGCUUACUUUAUAAAAUUGUCAGUUUCAAGCGGUACGGAUUAAUUCUCCCAAAAUGGCAUGGUGUAUCAUAUAAUAUUUCCGACGACAGUGUUGCCGAGAUCGGACUUUAUUAUCGUAACGCCGUUUUGAUUGGAUCAACACUAUACAUACUCGUUUUUUCUAUCGAAAAUCCGACGGCGUGGAUUAUAGAUCUAAACGACAAAAAUCCUAAGUGGAUCAGCGUUUCUAUGAAAGUAUCUGAUUCAUAUAGACCUGUCAAAUAUCCGGCAACAUCAUCGAUUCUGAACAAAAUAUAUAUCCAUGGUGGAAUAGAUCUGCUCAGUGGAAAACCAACGAACAUCUUGUACGAGUUUGACGUACGCGAUGUGCAACUGCAAAUUUUAGCGCAGGAGGGAACAAUUCCUUCCGCUCGUUCGAUGCAUUCGCUUAACGCAAUCGAUCAUAACCAUCUAGCGGUUUACGGCGGUCAAUGUGUGACUGACGAUGGUCCGUAUGAUAGUAAAGAUUUUGCAACGUACGACAUUGCAAAUAGAGUUUGGACAAUUCACGAUCAAAUACCCAAUCUUCCAUAUGCGAGAUCCUUACAUUGCACGCUGAAAGCCCGCGGUAGACUUUAUAUUUACGGAGGCCAGCGGAUUGGCUCGAAACAAAAAACUGAACUACAUACUGAUAGCCAUGUGUGGGCGUAUGACAUACGAAAUCAUAAAUGGUUAAGGUAUAUCUCUUCGACGGCUUAUACAUGGACACCGCUGAAACUUCCACCUGAAUGGAUUUUCACCUCCGGACAGAAACAAAGCCCUGGCCGACGGGUUGGUGCUGCAAUGUUUUGCAUAAGAAAUCGCAUCGCUAUAAUUGGUGGUGUUGUUGGUGACAAUUGGGAGGAAGGCGAAAUCGAAAAGCCUUGGGAAUGUUUGAAGAUAUUCUCACCUUUGAAAAAAUCUUGGUGUCAUAUUCGAGUCCAGGGUUUACCACGCAUGAGUUGUGUUGCAUUCGUUGGUAACUGGUCUGGUUGUAUAAGAAAAGCUUUUCUUAUUGGCGAUGAUGCAAAAACGGGAAAGACAACAAUGGGAUGGAUAGUUGGUUGA
Messenger RNA from Paraglomus occultum, 1179 nucleotides. NCBI's taxonomy places the organism in Eukaryota, Fungi, Glomeromycota, Glomeromycetes, Paraglomerales, Paraglomeraceae. The record is from the annotation of a GenBank genome assembly.